ACGAGCCCGUCGUCAUUUAGUUGCCGCACUCAAUCGAAUCAAGUUGUGUCCGUUUUUAUCUCUCUGUCUCUGUGUGUAUCGUCGCCACCGCCGCCGCCACCGCUGCCGCCAUCAUCAUCGUUGCCACUGUCAACCUCUUUUGCUGUCGUUUCAUCGCGGAAAGCAAAUAAAAAACAAAAUUGUGGAACGAAACCACAUUCAUAAACAUCCCAAAACAGCAAACAGCAGGCCCCACCCGUGGUGCAAAAAAGCUUUGCGUGUUCGGGCGUGGUAAAGUUAGUGAAGGAAUUUAAAUUGUGAUUCGAUUGAGCUUGUACUCUCAUUUUGUUCCCCUGGCGGACCUUUUCCGGCUCUGUACCUUGACGACGGUGUGUGUGUGCACUCGGUUAUCUUAGGUGAAUGUGCCCCCCAUUUAAGUGAGGAUUGCUGGUACGCCCCCCGCCCCCCUAAACCCCAGUUUUGUGUUACACAUUCGUGGGAAAAGACUUAACUAUUAAUCCAGGACUCCAGUGAAACAUCCACCGUGACAUCCACAUCUCCGGUUGCGAAGCUGAUGCGCAAGCGAGAAGAGACGCGUAAAAGAUCUCUUGGUGCUGUUUAAUACUACACUAUUAACAACAACUGAAUAAAUCUUCCAUUUACGAGAUUUUUCUAGUCAAAAAGGAAAUGAGUUAUAGCUAAUCUUCGUCUAAUACUAUACAUAAAAACGGGUGAAAUAAAACCAACAUAUUUGUUCGCUGCACAUCCGAUAUAGAUGCAUUAAGUUAAUGCACAUCACUAAACGGUGUGUAACGAGCCGCAAAGUGAACGUUUAAAAACGGUCCGUGUGUACCUUUUGCAGGAAGUAAAUUGUACAAGCUUUAGCGCUUGCUUUAAGGCGCAUCGGAAAAAACGCUUUUCCGGGUGUUCAUCCGGAAUAUCAUCAGUAUUAAUAGUGUUACUAUACAGUACGCAAGGCUGAAGCCAACGACGACGAAAACGACGACGAAGGCGAAACACUGAAAAUACGACAUCCAAUAAAUUUGCUGUCUUAACGUGUGUAAGAACGUAUCGGGCGGGGGGUGCUUACUGGAGCUGCUGCUUAGGAAGUGAAGAAGCGUAACGCCUCCACCGAAAAGGGAAGCGAAAGUACGAGCGCGGUCGGUUACAAUCAUUUACGGACGCCGCACAACGGUUGACACUUCCAUUAAAAGCAUCGUCGAUAGACGAAAAGCUAUCCACUUUGCCCAAACCGAACCGCGUGUCACAAAAGCGGACCAUCGACCGGCAACGACAGAACCAGCUUUGGUUUGCGACCGGCAGUACCGGCAGCAGAGAAGGGAAGCAACAAAGGCGACAACUGUAACACACACAUCCACACCGCCGCCCAUCGUCUGGUUCAUCGUCGCUUAACUGUGUCAUGAUGACGAACGGAAUCGCUGAUGCGCAACAAAAUGGCGGUGGCCAGGAAGACUCAAAGACCAAUCUUAUCGUCAAUUAUUUACCACAGCAGAUGACCCAGGAGGAGAUACGGUCGCUUUUCUCCAGCAUCGGGGAGGUGGAAAGCUGCAAGCUGAUUCGUGACAAAGUGACCGGGCAAAGCCUUGGGUACGGAUUCGUCAACUACCAGCGAGCUGAGGAUGCGAGCAAAGCGAUCAACACACUGAACGGCCUAAGAUUGCAGAACAAGCAAAUAAAGGUAUCGUUUGCUCGCCCGAGCUCGGAAGCAAUCAAGGGUGCGAACCUGUACGUGUCUGGUUUGCCGAAGAACAUGCUGCAGGCGGACCUGGAGGCACUGUUUAGCCCUUACGGGCGCAUCAUCACGUCUCGCAUCCUGUGCGACAAUAUUACAGCGCGACAGUACAGCACUCCAGCUGCUGGUGAAAACGGUAAUGGCCUUUCCAAAGGAGUCGGUUUUAUACGUUUCGAUCAGCGCAUGGAGGCGGAAAAGGCUAUCAAGGAGUUGAACGGUACUGUACCGAAAGGGUCAACCGAACCGAUCACCGUCAAGUUUGCCAACAACCCAAGCAGCACGAAAACCGUACCACCGCUAGCAGCCUAUUUAGGCCCACAAGCAGCUCGCCGUUUUCCGGGCCCGAUCCAUCAUCCGACCGGACGAUUUAGCAGUGCCAUUCCAAACUAUCGAUACUCGCCACUGGCAGGAGAUUUACUGGCGAACUCGAUGAUUCCUACCAAUGCCAUCGCGAACGGAUCCGGUUGGUGUAUUUUCGUCUACAACCUCGCACCGGAAACGGAAGAGAACGUACUGUGGCAGCUGUUCGGUCCGUUCGGUGCCGUCCAAUCCGUUAAGGUCAUUAAGGAUCUGCAAACGAACAAAUGCAAAGGCUUCGGAUUCGUGACGAUGACCAAUUAUGAUGAAGCGGUCGUCGCGAUUCAAUCACUGAACGGUUACACGCUCGGUAACCGGGUACUGCAGGUCAGCUUCAAGACAAACAAGUCGAAAAAUGCGUAAAAUCAAGCCAACCUGCCACCGGAGCUGUUGGCCCACUGGUUGGCUCAGCUUUCGAUCGUAACCGCGGCCCGCAACAACGUCGGUGGUGAGAUGCAAGAGGAUGCACGUCGCCGUCGACCGGCGGACGAACUCCGACGGCAGCGGCAGGAGGAUCCUAUGGGACUUUCGCGGCGACGUCAACGGUCACGCGGUGGUGGUGGUGACCGGGAGUUCGGAAUGCUGGACCAGCGGCGCGCCCUCGACGGAUGGAUGAGCGAACUUAAUGAGCUGCUGAAGAUACGUCCAAUCCGAUAAGCGGUGGUCGCGUUUACUUUAUUUAUUAAUGCCCAUCAUUUACGCAUUUUUCAUUUGCUGCGAGGUUGGCGUGAUGAUUGAGAAAAAGGGCUGCUAGGGCAACAAUCUGGUGGCAUCAGUUGAGCAAAACAGACAAAGGAAACAACAAACCAAAAAAGGGGGAAACAAACGCAAAGAUAAGGCUCAUAGUGGAAUAGAAUAUUGAAUCAGAAAGGAAGCGUAAAGAAAAGGGAAAUACGUGAAAAGAUACACCAUGAUUCUACAAGUUUGUGUAAUAUCUCUAGCGAAGAAGUUGUACGGUGUUAGUUAUCAUUUGCACAUUAAUUUCUCCAUCAAAAAAAAAACCGCCGGUUUUGGGUGAAGGCGAAAAUGGAAAAUAGGGAAAUUGCGGGGAAAAAUGUGCAAUAAUAGCUAUAACCUUCGUUUCGACAGCCAUUUAGUCAGGCUGCUGAGUGGAGGAGAAGGACAAACGUAAUGCAAACCGGAACCGUAAUAAUAAUUAAUGCUGCUGCUAGUGAUACUGUCGUAAGCGGAAGUGCGUCAUAAUGACCAUCCCUAAACAUCGCCUAUGUUCAGGUCAGACUUUCGAUCUGACUUUUGAGCGGAGGUUUGAGCUCGCUCUACCCCCUACGAGACUCGCUAAUAAGGAGAAGCAUAAAAGGAAUGGAGGAAGAGUAACUGUAACUUGUUCGUAACACAUCUAUGGAAGGCAAAACAUUUUUAGAAGAAUUUUACACAAGGUUUUACACACGAGUAAACGAAACACGAAGGAUUCACGGUAGUGAAGGAAAGGGAAAGAAAAAAAAAGAAACGGUGGGAAAAUUGAAUGUACAACAGGAAGGACGAAUGGGAUGUGUGCGCGUUGAAAAGAUACAGGGGACAGAAAGAGGAAAUGCAGCAGUAACAUCGAACGGGGGCUUCCCCAGGACAUGGGAUUGCUAGUCAAAAGGGUAAUCGAUAAUGAUGAUGAUGAUGAUGAUGUCACUCGCCGUUUUUUGCACCAUGAAGAAACAAAGCUGUGUGAAAGCAGUUGUUCACUUAAGCUUCCAUUUCCUCCCCUUCUUCUCUGAGAGUUUGGCGGUUCUGCGUUCGGCCAGCAACCGAGAAGCUGAUGGUUGUUUAGACACAUUUAAUUAACUUAUUUAUAUUCAUUUGUGCGUGUUUGCGUUCGUUCGGUUUUUGUUCGUUUUUAAGCAUCACCAGAGUGGCAGUUCGCGCCGAUGACUGGUAUCGUUAAGUUAAAAAGUGCUUUUGAUUUUUAUAUUCUUCGUUCCUUAUUCCUUAUUUGAAGUAGUGUUUUGCCACAAAUUUAAAAGUACACACACACACACACACACACACACACACACAUCCUAUUGAAUGUUAUUUAAUACACAUACAUUUCAAUUUAUUGUCACUUGUUCCAUGAUGUUUGCGGUUUAGUUUUGCCAUUUGUUUGGUGUUAUUUUUUGCAUACACGAAUAGAGAGAUGAAGUGCACGACUCGAGAUUUCCUUCAGUCUCAGAUAAUGUUUAGAAAUGUUUACUUUUUUCUUCCUUUCCCCGGUAAAGGUGAAACGGAUGCUAAGGUGCUAGUCGCAAACUUGCAAAUUGAACGUAUGGCGUGUAUGUACAUCAAUGUGCUAGAGAAUGUCCAAUGUUAGUUUUGCUAGAUAAUACACUAUUGCUUUUGUUUUCGUUUCUUUUUCUAAUUAAUUUUAUUUUAAUCAAUACUUUGCCGAAUACUUUGCCGAAUGCUUGGUGUGUUUCUGUGUUCAAGAUAGCUUAAACAGAAUUUGUUAAAGAAAUCCACACGCAAUUUAAUUUAAUGUCAUAGUUUAAUUUUAAUCGCACGCGUUUGAGUUCGUUUGUAUAAUUUUGAAUCGAUUAUUUAAGCGAAAUUGUAUCGAAAUUGAGUUGCUUCACAAGAGUUGUUGGUGCGUAAAAAAUGUUUCGAUGUAAAACAAUCAGGAGUGGAGACAGAAAAAACUACGUGACACGUGAACCGUGCGCAAAACAAUGUAAAGUGAAAGGAAAGAAAGUACCAAAUAUGGAAACAAGAUUGUAUUCAAAAUAUUA
Anopheles coluzzii is the source of this 4803-nucleotide messenger RNA. Its product is annotated as ELAV-like protein 3. Gene Ontology annotation, cellular component: ribonucleoprotein complex. Gene Ontology annotation, molecular function: RNA binding. The coding region runs from base 1400 to 2452 and encodes 350 amino acids. NCBI's taxonomy places the organism in Eukaryota, Metazoa, Arthropoda, Insecta, Diptera, Culicidae. The transcript has 11 exons. The record is from RefSeq and is a predicted model, not a curated record.